AUGGCGGGAUCGAUGGUAGUCUACCUGGUCGGCGCGAUCGAGGCUCAUGCGAUCCCGAAACGGCGGACAGUCAAGAUCGAAGGACAAAUUGCCUUUGUCAAAGAAUUUCACAAGAUGCCUCGACCGAUUCAAUGCUACAACUACGAGCAUCCACAGAACCACCGUACCGACUCCUGUCCAUCUGCAGAGACGAAAUGCCCGGCAUGUGCCGAUGCUCAUGCCACGGGCCGCGACGACAAGACCAUCACGUCGUGCCGGAAGGACGGGUCGCGCACGCUGCACGGCUGGAUAACGCGCGAAUUCCCCAACUGCUUCUGGGGCGAGAAGACCGAGCACCUUGCCUACGUGAUUGCGGAGUGCGAGAAGCGCAGCGUCCACACCGUCGAGCCCACCGCCCAGGCGGAGGAGGACUAG
This is a messenger RNA of Fonsecaea monophora, 414 nucleotides long. RefSeq lists its product as hypothetical. The record is from RefSeq and is a predicted model, not a curated record. The coding region runs from base 1 to 414 and encodes 137 amino acids. The transcript is spliced from 3 exons. NCBI's taxonomy places the organism in Eukaryota, Fungi, Ascomycota, Eurotiomycetes, Chaetothyriales, Herpotrichiellaceae.